AUGGAAUCAUUUGUUGUAACUAAAACAGGACAUCAUAUGGAUAUUCCUGAUGGUUCAUAUGUUAAAUUAUUAAAUUUUGCAUAUAAAGGAAAUAAACCAUCAAGUGUUGUUUUAAAAGUUUAUAAUGAAAAAGAAGAAGAAUUACGAGCUAUCUUAUGUACACUUACUCCAGAACAUCCUCAAUAUUUUGCUGAGAUUAUUGUAGCAGGCCCAUCUGCUGAUUUUGAAUUAAUUGGAGAUGAUGAAAUUACUGUUUAUAUGGAUAUUGAUUUUGAUGAUAUAACAAAGUUUGAGGAUGAUGAUGACAUGACAUUUGAUGACAUGGAGGAUGAUGAAGAGGAAGAAGAUGAGUCUCCAAAGAAAGAAGUUCUUAAAAAAGAGGAAAAGAAACCUCAACCACCUAAACAAGAAAAGAAACCUCAACCAAAGAAAGAAAGUAAGCAACAACAACCACAAAAGAAACAAUUACAAGAAAAUAAAAAGAAGAAUAAAAACCAUGGAAAAAAACAACACUAA
Messenger RNA from Entamoeba nuttalli P19, 516 nucleotides. RefSeq lists its product as hypothetical. The transcript has a single exon. Bases 1 to 516 code for a protein of 171 amino acids. Lineage: Eukaryota; Evosea; Mastigamoebida; Endamoebidae. The record is from RefSeq and is a predicted model, not a curated record.